Python bivittatus (Burmese python) is the source of this 7983-nucleotide messenger RNA. It is a transcript of the gene PIP4K2B, whose product is annotated as phosphatidylinositol-5-phosphate 4-kinase type 2 beta. Gene Ontology annotation, cellular component: plasma membrane. The record is from RefSeq and is a predicted model, not a curated record. Lineage: Eukaryota; Metazoa; Chordata; Lepidosauria; Squamata; Pythonidae. Gene Ontology annotation, molecular function: 1-phosphatidylinositol-4-phosphate 5-kinase activity; 1-phosphatidylinositol-5-phosphate 4-kinase activity. Gene Ontology annotation, biological process: phosphatidylinositol phosphate biosynthetic process.
UCCGCGGUGGAGCAAACCACGGAGAGGGAAGCAUGGGGGGUAGGCGGGGUGGGGCAAUGUAUUCAUAGCAGACGAAACUAACCGAAUGUUGUUAUAAAGGGGGGGUGAGGCUAGACUCACUUGGGGAGGGAGGUGGACGUUAUUAUUUGGUAACUGACAGGGGGUGGGGCUCGGAUCUAACUAUUUGUGAAAGGGGAGUGAUGGUGCGGUGCCCGGUUUUCUGAACGGAACUCUUGCCUGUACGGAGGGGAAGGGUGUGUGCCUGUGGGUGGUACUGUUGUGAUUGGUGCCUGUGCAUGUGUACCUGUAUGUAUCUCGGUAUUUAGAUAAUUCCGCUGAGCUAGGUGGGGAGGAGAGAGGGAACAGAAGAGCGACGGGUGGAGUGAAGAUGGUACCAUUGUGAACGCUUUUUAAGGGGGGGAUACGGCUGACUUAAUUGCGAUGGGACCGGUCUAGGUGGAAAAGGGAGGGCUGGGUGGUACCAUUUGGGGGGACCUAUAGGGAGAAUUAAAGAAGUAUCACAGAUUCGAAUGGCAACCCAUUGCGGUUGAGCAGAGAAGAAUAGAAGCGGUGCCUUUAGCGGCCCACUGUAUUCCGAAGGUCGGAGGAAGAUAGGAAGCGCCACUUCAGGUUUAGGAAGGGAUGAACCUGUGGUGGCAUCAAUGAGAGGCUGGUUCUAGUGGUAUCAUGCGUGGAGGUGCCAAAUCAAACCAGCCCAUGAAGCAAGUGGUGCCAUUUUGAGCUGGUACAGGUCCCAUCUUCAGGAGUGUGGAGGGAGGGUGGCUGACUGCUGAAGGAGCAGAAGGCUGGGCCUUUUCCUGCAGAGCAUUUUGACAUGACUGUCUGAGGGGCAGCAGUUGCCCAGGUUGGAGGGGCCCAAGGAGAACCAUGAAAAAACCCUGCUGUUAGGAGACUGAUAUUUGUUCAGACAGCCCCAAGGACCCUCUCUCUGCCAUGGCCUCAAACUGUACUGGAGGCACAGCGGCUGCAAGCGCUGGCUCAGCUGUGGGUGCUGCACUCAGUGCUUCCAAGACCAAGACAAAGAAGAAGCAUUUCGUCUGCCAGAAAGUGAAACUCUUUCGAGCCUCUGAACCGCUCCUGAGUGUCCUUAUGUGGGGAGUCAACCACACGAUUAAUGAGUUGAGUAAUGUCCCUGUCCCUGUUAUGUUAAUGCCAGAUGACUUUAAAGCCUACAGCAAGAUUAAAGUGGACAAUCACCUUUUCAACAAAGAGAACCUCCCAAGCCGCUUCAAAUUUAAGGAGUACUGUCCACUGGUAUUCCGAAAUCUCCGGGAAAGGUUUGGGAUUGAUGAUCAGGACUAUCAGAAUUCUGUGACACGGAGUGCUCCAGUAUACAGUGAUAGCCAUGGCCGGUGUGGAGUUCGCUUCCUUACUACCUAUGACAGGCGGUUUGUCAUCAAGGCAGUGUCAAGUGAAGAUGUUGCAGAGAUGCACAACAUUCUAAAAAAAUAUCAUCAGUUCAUUGUGGAAUGUCAUGGGAAUACACUUUUACCCCAGUUUCUUGGCAUGUACAGGCUUACUGUUGAUGGUGUGGAAACCUACAUGGUAGUCACCAGGAACGUGUUUAGUCACCGGUUGACAGUGCAUCGGAAAUAUGAUCUCAAGGGUUCAACAGUAGCAAGAGAAGCCAGUGACAAAGAAAAGGCUAAGGAUCUACCAACCUUUAAAGACAACGACUUUCUAAAUGAAGGCCAAAAGCUCCAUGUUGGAGAGGAAUGUAAAAAAAAUUUCCUGGAGAAAUUGAAGCGAGAUGUUGAGUUUCUUGCACAGCUGAAGAUCAUGGAUUACAGUUUGCUGGUAGGGAUUCAUGAUGUUGAUCGGGCUGAGCAAGAGGAAAUGGAAGUUGAGGACCGGGCAGAAGAUGAAGAAUGUGAGAAUGAUGGCAUAGGUGGGAAUCCAAUUGGUUCCUAUGGGACUCCACCUGACAGUCCCGGUAACCUUCUCAACUUCCCACGUUUUUUCGGGCCUGGGGAGUUUGAUCCAUCAGUGGAUGUCUAUGCUAUGAAAAGCCAUGAAAGUGCCCCUAAGAAGGAAGUAUAUUUCAUGGCCAUUAUAGAUAUCCUUACACCAUACGACGCAAAGAAAAAAGCAGCGCAUGCUGCCAAAACUGUGAAACAUGGGGCUGGAGCAGAAAUUUCCACUGUCAAUCCUGAGCAGUAUUCGAAACGCUUCAAUGAAUUUAUGUCCAAUAUCCUGACAUAGUUGUCUUCCCAUUGUUGGCAGAAAAGGAGGGAGAAGAAAAGUAGAAGGGGGGUAUUAUUUCCAGUGCUACAGAAAUGCAGCCCAGUCUGCUGGGUAUGAUGUUCUGAGAGUUGUGUGAUGACAGUGUGACCUAGCAGAAUACUAACCUCUAGCUGUGGGCCUCCAAACCUGGUGGAAAAUGGGACUUUUUCUCUCUUCUAUUUUGGUUGCUACAAUAAAUAUCCAAACAUAAACCUGAGGAAUAAAGUAGUGUUAAGAUCUGCACUUCUUUUCCUUUGAAAAGAAUCACAGUCUCCAGAUGGUCAGAUGUUAAUGUGAAUACAUAACAGAAGUUAUAAAUGAUGGUUUCCUUCGAUUGAACUAUGGCUCUUUACUGAGCAAAUUGUUGCUUUCUCUAAGGAUUGAACAAGAAAUGGCCUGCCAUUUCAAGGACAAGAACUGUUACAAUGAUGCAGGAAAGCCAUUUUAAGUCAGUUAAACGAAGACUUUUUCCUUAUGGUCUUUUGAUAUCCCAGUUUCUUUUCUGCAUUGAUUGUCGUUUCAAAAAAAGUUGAGGAAUAUGAGGGAAUAAGAUGGCUGCUUAAAAUUUUAUGCAAAUCAAGGGAGGAAAAAAGCAGUUUCAGAAGAAUCCACAUUUCUAAUGGGAUGUGAUAACAGUUUCUUGGUGGAGAUCAUGAAGAGAAGGUGAGAUAACUACAUGAAAAUAAUCUCUUGAUGAGUUGCAAAUACAUUUGUCUUGUAAAGUUGGAUUACAACCUGGAUUAAGUUAUCUCUGUAAUGUAAUGAUCUACCAGUGUUAAAUUAUUCAUGGUUCAAUCUUUUAUACCUUGAUCUGGUUGUAUAUGCUAUAAGAUGAUAUUUUCCUGUUAAAAAAGGUACCACUUCUUUGCAACAUCUUAUGCUGUGAACCACUGUGUUAGAAAUAUGUUUCCCUGCAGCUUUUGAUCAUUCCAUGUUGGGAAGAAUCCAUUCUCAGAAUAUGGGGAAAAUGUAAUAAAUAAAUUGCUGAAACUGACUGCUCUUAACCACUAGGACAGAUUGUCCUGCUAAUCCAGAUUGUUGGAAUAACUUGCACUAGCUCAGUUUUCUUAAAAGAAUUCAAACUGUUCUUGCCCCACUUGAAUUACAAUGUUUUUGUAUAAUCUACAGACUAAUGUUGGAUAUCACAGCUACACUUGUCAAAACUGCUGAAGGUUUUGAAUUCUACUCAUUGAUUCCAUGUUUUCAAUAUUCUUGCUAUGAGGAGGGGUUGUUUGUAGUUUUCUUUUUUAAAAAAACGGGAUUUGGCAGAUUAUGAACCAUCAACUUGCGAUCAAGACACCUUGCUUGCUCUUCCUGAAAGUGUAUCUCACACAUGCCUUUCUUUUGAACGUGACUGUUGGGAUGUUUAUGUCCUGUGCCUUCUGCUUUGUGGGUUCUGUCUUUUUGGGAGUAUGGUAAAUGUUUUUUUCUUUCUUUCUUUGUUCCCCUCAACUAUGUGCUCUCUUUCAGAUGGGAUUUUUCCCAUUUAUAAACAAACAAAAAAAUCCCACAGUUACUCUGCAAUUCCAAAGUCAUAGAAUGGUUUAUAAAGCUUAAAAAAUCAUGGAAUAUGCUGUAUAUAGCAUAAGAUUUUGUUAAGGCAUAAAUGAAGCUAUAAAUUAGGAAUGGGAUUUGAAAGUCCUUUUUCUUUUCACCUAUGACUUCAAGGCAGAUUUCUCUUUUGUUAGAAGCCACUGUCCACAAUGUUUAGCUGUCCCAACUGAUUAUAUCAUAAAGUUAGUGUGACUAUAGGAACUUAUUUCAAAAGGCAGGCAUGGGUAUGUUGAUAUGCUGUAAAGUUUUUGAAAGUCAAAGGAUAAUUGUGCACUUGAAGUCCAAUGUGAAAUAGAACAUUUGAUGUACCCUGUCUUAGACUAAGAAUUUCAUUUUCAGCUCCUUUUAUUUUAAUUUUACAAAGUAAAUUUUGAUUAAAAUUGGUAAGCAUUAGCAUAAAAUUAUCUGUUUUUAACAUUGUUGGCAAAUAUUUACCAACCUUAUUUAGGAGUUAGUCACUGCACAGUUUAAAAGACCAUGAAAAGACAUGUUUCCUGGUUGAUUCAUUUACAGAAGAAGACAUGAGAAACAGCCAUAAUGGGCACUCAAACAGAAAGAGCAAACUCUGAACCUUUGCCUAUCCUUAUUUUCUGUUCCCUAUCUCCCAGGCCUUUGCCUCUCUCAUCUAUAUCUGUCCUUUCUCCAGUUCUUCAGUCCACUUGCAUCUGAAGUUUUGUUCUUUUUGUCUUCAGCUUCCCUCCUGAGCACGUCGGUAAUGCCCCAGUCUUUUUCUCCCAAUCCUAUGACUUGCACGAAUGUUUUGUCUUGCCCCCAGCCACCCUAAAACCCAGGUCCAUAUGACUGCAUUGGUUUCCUUUCCAUCUGAGUCUUGGUGUUCCUUUCUUUCUUGAUCAAUAUGCCUGGAGGGCAGAAGCCUGCCAUUUAUUUUUUUGUGUGUGGUAAAGCCAUGAGUGUUAGUAUAUGAAAUUACUGUAGUAUAGGCUAUAGGAAAUCACUAGUUAUUCCACGAAGCACAUUUAGCCAUGUAAACUAUUCCACAGGAUUGCAACUCUGCUGCCUGUGAGCAUUAUUUUCUACAAAUGAAAGAAGGGUAAAUUGUUUUUUGACUUCAUGCACAAUGGUGUCCAGACAAAAGCAACCCAACCCCUCAAAGCUGCUACUGGUUCAUUCAGGUUCCUCUAUUCUGUGCUCAUUGUUUAAAGUCCUUGUGUUUGCUUUGCACACUUUGUGCUUAGAUAAUGAAUUUGUCUUUUACUCAACUAUCUCUCAAGGUGAUUCAGAAUAUAUCCCUGAACUCACCUUUAGAUCCCUGCUUGAUUUUUGCUUUCUAUCAUACGUGCCAUUGAGCUGUUAGUCCUCACUGCUAAAAUUUUGCCAUUUAUUAUUACAUCUCCUCUUUGCCAUCUCCCACUCCCACAUUUGUGCCUUUUGCUAUGCUGGCCUCUAUCAGGAACUGCAUGACUCCCCUCUGAACCUGUCUCAAAAUCCUGUCUCAGCAAAGGCGUGACUGGCUUUUGCCUCUAGCCUGAUUCCAUCCUUUCUCUACUCUGCUGUCUUAAUAUUCAGCCUCUGAGCUCUGCCCUCAGGUGGUGCUUGCAUAUGAUCGUGUAGUCAUGUUUUGCAACACUUCUGUGCACCAGCUGUUGUGCAUUGGAACUGCUAUGGAGCCUUUCAGAUUGGUUUGCUUUCUGGCUGGUUCUUGGGCUGCGGGGGACGAGUGUGUCCUUUUUUUAUCUGAUGUUCACAGUGUCAACUACAAUUUUCUUUACAACCUUUCCUGUAGUACAUUUGGAUCUAUUAACGGAUGUGGGGUUAUAUUCCCUCAACCAUUUGCUUAAUGGAGAAGUUGUUCAAUGACUUGAAAUCUUCAAAAGGUACAGAAGAAGCUAGGUGGGGAGGCCAAGAAGUAUGUCAUCAACCUUUCUACGGCAGGUUUCCCCUUGAGAUGCUUUGGUCUACAACUCCACAAAGAAUGGGAUUUAUAGACAUACAUCUGGAAGGUACCUGUUGGGGAAACUUGUUACUUACCCCCACACAGGCACGUGAAAUCUACUCACUGGGAAUUUCUACAACUUUAUCAUGCCUGUUUCUUGCCAUUCACUUCCAAAAUGUUAAACUGAAAAGUAUAUUAUGUGGAAUAAGCAUAAAUGGACAGAGUUGCUUUUAGAAUUGCAUGAUAUUGUUAAUGGAAAUGUUUUGCUUCCAGGAGACAGCAUUAGGAUUUUUCCCUCCUUAUGAAUGUAUAAAUAAAUCUGGCAAUGCAUAAGAAUGAUGUACAAGGUGAAUUUUGAUCAAGGCAUUGCCUGUAAUGCUACAAGAGAGAUGGGGGAAGAGGGACACAUUCCAUCUCUUCAAAGUAUUGUUGCUAGUGUUGGCAAGGACAGCUGUGUUUGGAUCUAGAGCUGCUGAUCAGUCUUUUGUUCUUCCUUUGGAAUUGUUCCUGUCUGCUAAAAAAAAAAAAAGAAAUCCUUGUUUGUCAUUAGACACCCCAGAUUCCUCCCUCACUGGUAUCCUUAAAUACAUCACCCUACAGUUACAGCUAGUGCAAUUUUUUCCUCUGUAGCCCUAAGGAUAGCAUUGGCAAUGCAAUUUUAUUUUCAGUUCAGCAUGUCUAAGAGUCCUUUUUAAACUCAUUCAUGUGCUCUUCUGUCCCAGGUUUCUUGUCAUUCCUGUAAAGGGCAUGCAAAUUGGCACGAUUUAUCCAUCAGCUUAUUAUUCCGGAAAUUGUCCCCGCUCUUUGUUUUGUUGCAGAAGAGCCCAUGCUGGAUCAGAAGCAGAUGAAUACUAAACUGCUAUCUGGAGAUUUGGCAGUAAUUUAUGGCCAUUUGGUGCAUAGAACUGUAAUUUUGUUUUUUCUGGGCCAACUACCUUGUUUGGAAAGCUACAUCCUUGGUCAUCAAUUCAUGCAAGGGACUGUCAAAAAGCUACUCUUUUUCUUCUCAGUAUGCAUCUUUUGUUGCAGCUGCAGUGACCCCAAAGUAUAGCUAACACAUUACAGAAAGGAAGUACUUUCUCAUUACAUCUAUGAUUUUGUCAUUUUAAAAAUAUAUAUUUGAAGAUGGAGCAGAAUUGUGACUUAUGAAAGUUAGUGACCAGUUUGGAGGAUUUUUGUGCAUAUGUGUUAGUCUUUUCCCGAGUACAGACUUACACAUGUACAUUCUCAGUUGGAUCACGUCUAGCCAAAGAAUGUGUGUUGUUGAUGGUAGUCUUAGCUUUCUUCAUCUCCUAUCUUAUGGAAUGUAUUCCAUGGUAGCCUUCCCCAACUCAAUGCCCUCCAAAUAUAUUGUACUAUAGUUCCCAGUAUUGUUAACAUGCCUGUUCUAAGGUGGGAUGGAAAUUAUAAUCCUAAAACAAUUUUUAUAGUCAUCUAAAAAGUUCAUCCAUCUUCAGAGGGAAUAAUAUACUAAUAGUUUCAGCUUAGGCUACCAAGUUUGAGGAAGAAAAUCUCAACUUUGUUCAGUGUAUAGUGACUUUCACUGCAAUUAUUGAUGUAUCCCCACAGUCUUGUUACUACAGGUGGUUACAUCCAGGCAGUUAGGCUGGAAUUUCCUGCACUGGAAAAAAGAUGAAUGUGGGAUUUCUAAGGGCUAAACUGCAGUAGAUGGUGACAAUCAUCUUUAACCAUGUCUAUUCUGUUCAUGUGUAGAGGAGGGGCUAGAGAGGGUAUCAUGUGAUCAUUGGAAAGUACUCAGAUGAAAAUGGAACCCUCUUAUUAUAAAUACACAUAAAUAUUGAUGGUUGGCUAUAAGCCACAUGGUCAAAUAAAGUUUGCACUUCUUCAUCACCUAAGUCUAAGUGUGAGAGCCUGAUAUGAGUGUGUGCAGUGCCAUCCCAGGCAAUCUUUUAAAAUUGUAUUGUGAAACCAGUCCAUAUAUUACUAAACAAGAUAAAGGAAACAAGGCACUUCGGUUUAAGCUACUGUUUUUAUCAACCUCUUCAUAACUGUAUGCUUGAAUAGCAUAUGGAAUAUAUUCAACAUAUGAAUAUAUAUAUUCAUAUGGCGUUUAAAUGUAUCAUAAAAGUUCAAGCAGGUACAUACCUGGCAAUGACAAAUUUGAAUCUCAAACUAAGAAAAAAAAUUAGGUUUUCAUACCUUUUUAAAAAUAGAAAUUUAAAGUCCAAUGUGCUUAUAAAGUAUGAGACACUUAGUGUUUUGAAAUGCAUGCAUGUUACAAGGUGAAGUCUCCCAGGUGGGUUGAACAAAAUAAAAAUGAAACUUUUGUG